This is a messenger RNA of Rotaria socialis, 1107 nucleotides long. NCBI's taxonomy places the organism in Eukaryota, Metazoa, Rotifera, Eurotatoria, Philodinida, Philodinidae. The record is from the annotation of a GenBank genome assembly.
AUGGCGAUAAUAACAUUUCUACUCUAUCAACCAGAAGUACAAUCCUUGCUGACGUUCUUCGUUUCAAUUAUUAUAUUGAUUCUUUCGGCCUAUUCAAUUCUUGUACCAACAUUUAUUUGGGCUUGGAUAUCAGGAAAUUAUGUAUCUCUUUUAUUGUAUUUUAUCGGUGUUUUUAUUUUAAUGCGAUGGUUAGCUCGAGGUGGUCAAUAUUUAGAUAUUGAAAAAGCUAACCUUGAAGGGCAAACAUUUUUAAUUACUGGUGCUGGUGGUGGCAUUGGUAAAGAAACAGCGAUUGAAUUGGUAAAACGUGGUGCACGAGUCAUUCUUUUUGCACGCGUAGGGAAUCUAUCUGAAGCUGUACGUGAUGUAACAAGAGCAGCACGAUCACCAGCAAACGUUGUUGGCUAUGUGUUGGAUUUAUCUGAUUUACGGUCAAUAAAAUUAUGUGUUGAACAAUUUAUGAAAACUGAAGAUGCAAAUAGACCAAUCGCAGCUUUAAUUAAUAAUGCUGGUGUUAUGGCUUGCCCUUACUUGAAAACUAAGGAUGAUUUUGAAUUACAAAUGGGCACCAAUCAUUUCGGCCAUUUUUAUUUCACAAAACUACUUUUACCACGUCUUCAUUCUUCACGUAUUGUAAAUGUUUCAUCCACUGCACAUGCCUUAUGGCAAGUACCUUGCGAUGCAUCACAUUAUGCUCAAAUGUGUAAUCCAAAUACGUAUAAUCGUAUGUCAGCAUAUUCAUUAAGUAAAUCAGCAAAUAUUUUAUUUACUCGUGAACUACAACGACGUUACGCUGAGUCACAUAAAAUACGUUCUUACGCAUUGCAUCCCGGUGGAGUCAAUACACAUUUAGAUCGUCACAUGGGCGCUGGUAAGGUUAUACGUACAUUGGUCAAUCCAAUAAGAUAUUUACUAUUCAAAACACCGUUAGAAGGAGCACAAACAAAUCUUUAUUGUGCAUUAUCAAAUAAUGCGAAAGCAGGUGCUUAUCAUUCAGAUUGUCAACCUAUAUCAGUAAUUAAUAAAUAUCUGGAAGAUGAUAAAAUAGCCAGUGAAUGGUGGGAUUACUCAGAGAAACUCAUUACUGAUAAACUAAAUAAUAUUUGA